AUUUAAAAAUCUAAUAAUGACAUUGCCAGCGUCAAUGAAAUGUGACUUGGUUGUCUCAAAUGUGUUCCGUGUAUCCUAAUUCCGGAAAAGCUAACAUCUACAGAAAGCUUGUUGCAGCAAAAAUCCCCAGAACAUCAAUUAAGAGAUCGCCUUCAACAUAUAAUUGUAAUAUCCCCGCUCCGCGUCUAGCAUGGUGUUCCUCAAAUAACACCAACACUACAGUCAGAUCCAACAACCAACACACUUCUCACAAUCAUAAUAAUACUGUCAGAGGGGAGCCUAUCAAAGAGGGGCGUAAUCUCCAGGUGCAUGUGCAUCGUAAUAACAAUAAUUCUAACAUUGGACUUGAAAUAAAGACAAAGAGUUACGACCAGACCAAGAUAUGCCCUGGUUUAAAGAUAGUGGCUCCAGAGUGCAGAAAACCAGAAACCAGUUGGAAAAGAUCGCCCCAAUCUGAAUAUUCUAAUGCUGAGGUGUACGAUGAUGAUAUGAUCAGCGUCUGGUCCUCCUUCGACCUCAAAUCUUACGAUCUGGAUUGCAGAGGAAACAACACACGUGCAAAGAGUGCACCCCCGCGCAGACUCUCGUAUCACUGCGGUAACGCAACUCUGCUCUACUCAGAAUCCAGGGGUAGUUCUCAGUGCUCAAAAAGAGACAGAAGUCACGAUAAAUUGAAACAAGUCCUAGCAGAAACAACUCCAAAACUCGUCAAAAGUGUCCACCUGGAUUAUGAUCUAUACUUACAGGCGCUGAAAUUGGAAAAGUGUGUUCCAGUGGGAGUUUCCGACAAGAGGAUAAGAAAAGACAUCGCCACGAUUUUCAAGAAACACAACGCUUCAAAAUUCCCGAAAUGAGACCGAUAGAUUUUACUCCUGCAAACUAAGAGUUUGACGGCACCAUUAAGAUUUAUAUCCCGAGGUCUGGCUGAUGAAGUAAUCCGCCGACUCGUCUAGUUUUUCGAACUGAUGCAACAUCGAUUACAUUGUUUAGGGUCGUUCACGUAUUAGGUAAUUAAUUUAAUAAUCCUCCUCCCUCUCUGUGUUGAAAUUACAUUAGCGGUAUCAUUUAGAAAUCCCCCUCGGUGAUUACGUAAUAUGUGAACGACCCCUAAGUGGAAAUUUUCAUUACUAUUCACAGUUUUUUCCCUUUAAUUUUUGCGAUUUUUCGGACGUUCAAAUUCGUGUUUUUGUGCGAUUGACACGUCAUGACGUCAUGUGGAAAAUUUUGCAGGAGCACUGACAACUGACUUAUAUAUUUUAGAUGAGUAAACUUAAAUUAAAUUAAGCAAGUAUAUUGUACAAAUAUGUAUAUUAUUUUUAAAGUUACGAAAAGUAAUUUUUAGAG
Molecule: messenger RNA, 1344 nt
Organism: Bolinopsis microptera
Lineage: Eukaryota; Metazoa; Ctenophora; Tentaculata; Lobata; Bolinopsidae
Exons: 7
Coding region: 60-854 (264 amino acids)
Source: RefSeq, a predicted model, not a curated record